Trichomonas vaginalis G3 is the source of this 1605-nucleotide messenger RNA. RefSeq names its product protein of unknown function, DUF4106 family. NCBI's taxonomy places the organism in Eukaryota, Parabasalia, Trichomonadida, Trichomonadidae. The transcript has a single exon. The record is from RefSeq and is a predicted model, not a curated record. The annotation marks the transcript as partial.
AUGCAAAAGGCAAUGAAAAGCGCAGAAUAUAUAAAAGCUAAUAAUGACUGGUUAGAUGCCCAAGCCAACGCUAAAGCAGCCCAACUUAUAGGGUCAAUAAGGACAAAAAUACAAGCGGAUGAAGACAGUUCAAAUGAAGCUUUAAUGAAUGCUGACUUUAAGAACGCCUUCGAAGCUCUUCAUAGUAAGGUGAAACUAGUGAACGACUUCUCAUCUGGAAAGAAACUGAAGUCUGAAGGUUUCGACAAAGAGUUAAGAGAAGUAGCACAAAAUAUGACGAAAAUAACAGAUGCAGCAACGAGACAGGCAGUUCAAAGUGCCUAUGACGCCGUUAGAGCAACUGUUGUGGAAAGUCAAGAAAAAGAGUUACAACAGACCAAAACAGACCUAGUAAAUGCUUUCUUAAAAACGAAAAGUCAGGUAGGACAUUAUGCUGCAGAUGGAACAUAUGUGCCAGCUGGUGGAACUUAUAUACCAGCUGGUGGAACUUAUAUACUAGCUAGUGGAACUUAUAUACCACCAAACCCUCCAAGAGAAGCACCUGCACCAGGACUACCUAAAACAUUUACAUCGUCACAUGGACACAGACACAGGCAUGCACCAAAACCAACACAACAACCAACACAACAACCAACAGUUCAAAACACUGCACAACAACCAACAGUUCAAAACACUGCACAACAACCAACAGUUCAAAACACUGCACCACAACCAACAGUUCAAAACACUGCACAACAACCAACAGUUCAAAACACUGCACCACAACCACCACAAACAGAGCAAGGACAUAAAAGAAGUAGAGAACAAGGAAACCAAGAAUUCUUAAAAAUGCUUAAGGAAAAUUAUGGUUACCCAGAUACUCUUGACUUUAGUGACAGAUAUAAAGAAGCUAUUAGAAAGUUCAAGGAAGGAAAUACUGACCCGAACCUAUUUAGCUUUAUGGUUCAGCACCAAAUGGGAUAUAAUUUCAAACCUGGAAAAUACAAGCUCGCUAAGGGAUAUGAUUUAAUAGCAUAUCAUCCAAAUGACAUGGAUGAAUUUACUCCGAGAUAUUUGGUGUCAGAGAUAAAUGAUAAUUCAACUAUCUUCAUGAAACGCGUAAAAAAUAGAGACGGAACGAAAGAAGAAAGGGUUAUGAAUGCGGAUGGCUUAAAUAGGGAACUUGUUAAAAACGGUCUCGGAAUAUAUGAAAUGCCAGCAGAUGAGGUACAAGAAACUCCACAGGAAGAAGUUCAGAUACAACCAGACAUGGAAGAAAUAGUUCAGCAACAACAGCUAGAAGAGCCUGAAGGAAACGAACAAGUCCCUCCUUUGGAAACUAACUUCACAGAACUAGAUGAAGAUUUGGAACAGCCGAAAAAUCUUGACCCUCAACAAGAGUAUGCGGAGAAUAUGGAAUCUUUCCAAGAGUCUAAGAAAAAUUCGGCUGACAUAGUAGAAGAAUAUCGAAAAAUGUUCACCGACAUACAAAAGACUCCAACAUCAGAUGAAAAUAUUCAGCAUAGAAUGGAAGAACUGAAAGAAAGUGUACGCAAAUACAACAAUCCUUUUUACUUACGACCAUAUAACGUUCAAUCUUUGGCUGAACUCGGUGAAAAUAAAAGG